This is a messenger RNA of Saccharomycopsis crataegensis, 2421 nucleotides long. RefSeq lists its product as uncharacterized. The transcript has a single exon. Gene Ontology annotation, biological process: transmembrane transport. The record is from RefSeq and is a predicted model, not a curated record. Lineage: Eukaryota; Fungi; Ascomycota; Saccharomycetes; Ascoideales; Saccharomycopsidaceae. The coding region runs from base 1 to 2421 and encodes 806 amino acids. Gene Ontology annotation, cellular component: plasma membrane. Gene Ontology annotation, molecular function: sulfate transmembrane transporter activity.
AUGAUUGAUGAAAAUACACCCCUAAUAAAACCCAAAACUUCCAAAGCUAAUUCUUCACAUCGGCUUCGACUUCCGGCCUCCAAUGUGUCAGCUGGUAGUCCCAAAAGGAAAUCUUCAAGUGGGCUUCUUGAUCCCGCGAGCGCUAGCGCUAUAGGCCGGCCUAAACUAUUCCAUUCAUCUUCAUCGACUUCUAUUGCAAGUGCCAAUUCGUACGUUUAUGACUCGUUCAAGAUCACUAAAAACAAAUACAACAAAUCGAGCGAAGGGAAUGAGCGAUGGACAUAUCUUUGUUACUAUUUCCCAAUAUUGAGCUGGCUUCCCAAUUAUGAUGCAAGUGAAAAUAUACUAGGUGAUAUUGUUGCCGGAUUUUCUCUUGCCGCUUUUCAAAUCCCGUUAGUGGUGUCCUUUGCAUGUCUUAUUGGCAUUGAUGUCCGAUGCGGAUUGUUUGCCAUAAUAAUUAGUCCUGUGGCUUAUUCUGUCUUCGGGUCUUGUUUAUACUUAAUGACUGGUCCAGGUGCGGCGAUGUCGAUGAUUGUUGGAAGUUUGAUAGAGUCUAUUACUCACAAUAAUCAAACAUUUUCUGCCUAUGAUGUUUUGGCAUGUACCACGUUUAUCAUUGGAGCAAUACUCUUCAUUGCAGGGUUAUUCAGGUUGGGAUUCUUGGGGAAUGUUGUAUCCCAAGGUUUAUUAAGUGGGUUCAUUUCUGCUUUUGGAAUUUUGAUGAUUGUGGCAGAAUUGCUAACUGAGUUGAGAUUAGGUAGCGCUUUUGCAGAGUUACACGAAGUUGAUCCAAGCACUAUAGAUAAAUUGACAUUUAUCUUUGACAAUUUAGAUUUGGUACAUCCUUUGACCGCUAAGAUUUCUGCAGUUGCAGUCUUGGUGCUAUCAAUUACUAGAUACUCUAAAAAAUGGUUGAUAAAUCGGGAUGCUAAAAGGUUUGGAUGGCUUAAUUUCUUUCCAGAGAUUUUGGUGGUUGUGAUUGUGUCAAUAAUUUUAUCUAAUCAUUAUAAAUGGGAUAAGGAAGGCGUAGUGAUCAUCGGAAAAUAUUUUGGCAAUAGUCAAAGAGAUGUUGAUGCUAGUCCGUUGCAGAAGUUUAAACUUCCUGUGAGCUUUUCCAACUUUAAGCUUGUGAAGAAGUGUCUAAGUACUGCUUUUAUUUGUUCAAUUUUGUGCUUCAUUGAGACUAGUACAGCAACUAAACUGUUAGAGAAUCAAAGAAACACCGACUUUUCAAUGAACAGAGAUAUGGUAGGCAUUGGGAUCGGGAAUAUUAUUGGGUCAUUUUUUACCAUUUUGCCAACAUUUGGAAGUUAUGGUAGAUCCAAAAUUAAUGCCUUGACUGCCAAGUCGCAACUUUCGGGAGUGGUAUUAUCUUUAAUCAGCUUGAUAUUCUAUGUUUAUUUUCUUGAAGUUUUUUAUUAUUUGCCAGAAUGUGUCCUUGCAGCAAUAAUUACUAGUGUAUCUCUUAGCUUGGUAGAAGAAUGUCCUGAGAAUUUGAGAUUUUAUUUGAAAAUUAAGGGUUAUGAUGAAAUUAUUAUGUUCUCAAUAAUUGUUUUAUCAACCUUGUUUUGGUCACCAGAUGUUGGAUUAUCUUUGGGAAUAGGACUCUCUAUUAUUAAGGUUAUAAAAUUUUCCACUCGCACUAGAAUUGAAAUUCUUGGACGGGUUCCAAACACUAAUAUUUUCCGGAAUGCAGAUGAAUUGAUUGAGGAAAGCUUUGAUCAUUUGCAAAAGAACCAGGAUCACAAUCAAAUGGUAAACCAGGAUGACAUUGAAAAUAACAGUCAAGAGUUGGUUAGUCAAUUGGAAGAGAUCGAAAACUGCCUCAUUAUCAAAAUCACGGAGCCUUUGAUCUUUGCUAAUCUGAGCGAAUUGAAGCUUCGCCUUAAGAGAAUUGAAAAGUAUGGCUCACUUAAUGUCCAUCCAUCACAAAAGCCUUUGAUUAAUAAAAGACGUAAAAUUAAGUAUAUCAUUAUUGAUUGCAAGAGUAUGACUGGUUUGGACUCGCUGGCUACUCUUACUCUAUACGAAAUUGUUGGUAAUUAUACAAAAAAUAACUAUAUUGUAUUAUUCACUCGAGUUCCAUUCGUUUUGCAAUUACGAAAAAAAUUAACUGAAAGCGGGAUUUCCAAAUUAGUUAAACAAGCGCUUGAUAAACAUUUUGGCAAUAAUUUUGUGAUUUUUGACAAUAGCGCAGAUGGUGAUAAUAUCGAAAAUAAUAGCGGGAUUUUGGAGAUUGAUUCACUGGACUGUGGUGCAAAUAAUUUCCCUUCAACUUUGGGAAGAAGAGAUAGUUCAUUAUCUAUUACGAGUACAUCCCUUGGCUUGGGUGAAGGAUUCUAUGCUAGUAUUGAUGAUGCAUUAAAGGUGGUUAGUGACUGCGAAAUUAGAAGAAGCCGAAGAGCUAGCAAAAGAUCAUGA